AUGAUAUCUUUGAACAUGUGGUAAGAACAAUAUAAUUUUGAUUUUCUUCAGUUUUUAGGUAUCGGAUCAUGAUGAAAUUUGGUGAGUAGUUGAAACAAAGUCUUUUGAUGGUUUGUGAUAAGUUUCAACCGUUUGUGGCUAUUGUGUCAAUAGUUAUGAGCAAAACUUUUUGAAGUACUUGAACAUGAGGUAAUUGUUAUGUAACUUUGGAUCUGUUUGAUUUUUAGGUAUUAGAUUAUGAUGAAACUUCUUGGAUAGUUGAGGUAGAGUCUUAUGAAGGUUUUUGACUAUUUUCAAUUGUUUUUGUUAAUUGGUUCAAAAGUUAUGAUUAAAAGCUCAGAGAGAUUUGAAGACGUUUUUGAGGUACAUUGGUAUUUUUUAGCUUUUAUGGAAUUUUUAAAAGAAAUACUUAUUAAUUUUAUAUAGUUUAGAAUGUGCUUGAUAUUUUUCGUUAUGAUUUAGAGGGUUUUGCAUUUUAGAAAGUCAGAAACACUUUGUUUUAGACGCCUGUACCAAGGUUCCUUAUGUUAACAUCGAAUUUUUGCAGAUUAUUGAUCAAUUCUGCCGUUAUAAAGCCGGUGUCUUACUUUUUGGGUGAUUAUGUUCACCGAGAAUCUUAUUGAUGUGAUGUUCAAGAAAAAUCUCACUGGUUUCUGGUUGUAAUCUAUCUAUUUUGGCACGUUUUUGAAUGCUUCGUUGACAGUGUAAUUUAGGUAUGUUUGUUUAGAAACGUCAUUACUAGGGACAACAAUUGAUUUCCUUUCUUUGCUUUUGGGGAGAAUUUAUUAGAAUGGUCAAAAAGUUUUUAGAAUAAGGUGUUUUUAGCCCAUUUUUGAAAUUUUUUAGAAAAUUUGAAAUUUGGUUUUAAAAAAAUUUUUUAAAAAUGUGAAAAAAGCCGAGUUAUUUUGACUGACUUUACCUGCACUGACUGGUCGAAUUACGCUUUUUUCCUGAUUUAGUAAGUUUUUUGGUUUUGUAAGUGUUUUUAUUGCUUUAGGCUGAAAUACGUCAAUUCUUACUGUAACAUAAAUUAGAAAAUUUAAAAAAUUAUAAUUUUCAAGUUUCAGGAAUGGCCAACAAGAAUUCGAGCAAAAGACCUCAAAGUCUUCGAAAUCCUCGUCCAAGAGCGCCAGUCCUCCGCCGAAGAAGGAACCUGGACUGUUGGGUCAAAUGGCAGCGACAGCCGGCACUACAGCCGUGGGAUCGGCCGUCGGUCAUGCUGUUGGUCAUUCUCUUAUUGGUGGACAUAAGGGCAAGCUUUUUUGAAAUUUGAUGGAAAAAUUAAGGUAGGGUGAGGUAAGGUACUGAUUUAUGGGCUACUGUUAGGCUAAUAUAGAAAAAUUGAAAAUUUUUUGAAAUUUUUAAAAGUUUAGAAAAGUUCAUUUUAGACUCCCCGAAGCAGUCGGAUCCAAUGAAGAAGCCGUGUGAAGAACAGUGGCAGCAGUACGUGGAUUGCUUGGAGGUGAACAAGGACCCACAGCUUUGUCGCCAACUCCUUGACCUCUUCAUUGAUUGUCGCAAAAAGACGGAUGGAAAAUAA
Messenger RNA from Bursaphelenchus okinawaensis, 1540 nucleotides. The record is from the annotation of a GenBank genome assembly. Lineage: Eukaryota; Metazoa; Nematoda; Chromadorea; Rhabditida; Aphelenchoididae.